AUGUCGGAUAGUCAAACGAAAGCAAAGCCAACAAAUCCCAAGUCUCCUCUAUCUGAACCAGGGGACGAUCAACAAGGUCUAUGGAAUUUCCUUAUUCAUGAAGGCCAAAAUAAGGAAAAACAGAUCAUACCCCGAGCCGAUCACUAUGUAGCUCAUGAUAGUGCGAACCGGCAUGAGUAUGUGACGCCGAGUCGUAGCAGUCCUCCCAGCACUAUUUCUAAGAAAGCUACCGAAGUGGCCCCUACGAAACCUACACAACCUCCUCCUGUUCCACAUGAGGUCCUUUUGAAACGGAGAGUUAAUGGCGUUUGGGAUUCGUGUCAUGCCAAUGAUCUUACCGUUCAUCUAGCAUUAUCCGCUCAGGAAGAUCUUGACGAAAGCCUUGAAGAGUUCUGCCGUCUUCAGAGGCUAGGCCAUUUUACCUCUGCCAGAGAAUUCUUUACUGAAAAUCUACGCGAGCACAUGGAAAGACCCCAAGUUCUGAUUGGAUAUGCCGAAUUGUUGCUGGAACAAGGCGAUUAUAAUACUCUGUCUGAGAUAGAUGAUGGCACCAUGUGUCAUGCAUGUGACAGCCUUGUGGACGGUGAUGAUAGACGACUGCUUACGAUAUAUUGGAAACUGAUAAAGGUGCUCUCUGUUCACUAUAAGCCUGAUAGACCCCGUGUAUUUUCGACGAAACGCGAAGUUAUUGAAGCAGCUGUCGAUGAAUUUCACGCCGUGGUAACCGCCAACAAAGGAAGUAUAACUUCGACUGAGGUCAAAAUACUUGCUCUGUUUUAUCGCCUGUGUAGUUUCAUAGACGAUUCUGCAAUACCCCAGCGCCUUCAGGAAGUAUUUCCGCCGGAAUUUCAUGAAGGGUUAUAUGUAGCCCUCCUCCGGGAUGGCCGCGUAUGGGAUCUUCGUGAUAUUGCCGUAGCGGGCAUUUCCUCACGUGUCGGUGCCACCGAAUAUUGGGGAAACACCCGUAAAUUCAUUAAAGAUUGGUCAAGAAUGACUACUGAUACAUCGACAACGCUUGCGCUUCUCGAUAUUCUUGUAUCUCAAAUAGUCUACGAACUCGAACACUCAACGGGAGCUGAUGACAGCCUUGAGACCAUAAUGAGACAAUCUGAACCACUUGCACUUUCGAUCAUAGAAAACGACCCCGAAAAUAUGAAAAGUCGGUCAUUCAUGAGAUGGAUGUUGGCAAAGGCCCAAUCUAUUGAUGUUAAAGGUCCCCAUUACGCCCGCUCAUAUGGGGAACAGCUUCAGUCAUGGCCGGGUCUGGUAUUCCAUUCGAGAAGGCUUCAAUUGCCUCAAUACGUACCCUUGCAAGGUGAGAAUCCGGGUUGGAAGGUGAAUAGUGCAGCACCCAGGUUUGAACGUCCUGUCAGGUUGGCAAGGAAAAUCUCAAAAGAACUUGGCGACUACCAAACCGAAGUUAUAGCCUUGCAAAGACUUAUUUUAUUGUCUGCAAACCCAGAUGAAGAAUUCGAAGAACUUUGCAAUCUACAAAGUCUUACUCAAGGGGAUGUUUGCGGCUAUUCGAAAACGUUGGUAUCAAAAUACUUGAUAUCCAAUACCGAUGACUUAAAGCAAGACUUGAAGCUGGACAUCUCCAGACUUUUCGACAUCCCCCACUUCUCUGAUUCUAUAUCCAUGCUGGAUUCGUGGAUACUCAAUAUGUUGCAGUACUGCCUAGAAGGCGAAGGGCCAGCGGCUCAACAAGCCCUAGAGGGAGCUGACGAGGAUUACCAAGAUCUUCCAUGGGCAUUCCGAGUAAAAAUUGAUAAAAAGUUUCCAACCAUCCAAGGGCGUGUUGGUCGACUCAUGCACCGUUCACCAUCGCCUAAGCUUGAAUCACGGUUUAACAGACAAAGACAGGAGAGACAAGGUACGAGAGAAGAACCGGAGGUUGUGUAUUGUGGCCCAAGCGAGGACAAAAAACACCCAACGACUAAAGAAAAUGAUGACUUGGGGCAGAAAAAGGAUGGAAAAGGCAUGGAAUUGACUAGACUCCAUCCAACCCGUCGAAUUUCGAGCCCUAAAUCAUCCGAGGAAGAUGAAUGGGUUGAUGAUUCCUAUGAAAGCGAAGAUUGGAUGACCAAAACGUACGCUCCGAAAACGAGUCCAGCAAAGAGACCAACGGCAGCUUCCCAUGGAGAGCGGCGCUCUGUAAGUUUCCUCCCUCGGUCUCGGAAAGGUGGCCCAGGUUUGGCUCCGGGGGAAUCACCCUUAUCAACAUCCCGUGCCACCACGAGUAUUUUUGAUCAGUCUAAAGAAGGGUCUGGGAUAGCAAUCUCGAGUAACCAGUCGACAAAACCGAAUAGUCCCAUAAGCCAAAGUAGAUAUAAGCAAAGUGCUGUGUCUGGCCAAGGCGAAGAAGUCAAGCAGCUAGACACGCUAGACAAGUCGGAGUUAAUAGAGUAUCUUCAAAAUAAGCGCCCGAAUAUACGGAUGUUCGGAUCCUCCCCGAAGAUCAUAUCGGCAGAGAGGCGCAACGCGGACACAGAGCGUGAGAAACACCAGCGCAGGGGAAAGGCAGUUGUGUUUACCAAAGAAUCUGAAAGUAGCCAUCCAUUUACAGUUAAUGAGAAGCUAGAGGUGAAGGAGGAAGGAUAUAAGGAACAUGACCGGGCCACUGUUGACGAUAUUGAGAACAAGGGCCUGGAACCUCAGGGUCAGAGCCACAAAGCUGACAAUGAACAGACAAAUGAAGAAAAGGAAACCCACGCUCAAGAAGCUGUUGAAGAUGUGAAACAGAAGGAUAAAGCGCGCACACACGAAGACGAGGAGCCCCAAAUCCUUGAAGCGGGCCCGGCGGUAGCUACUGUUGAGAGUACGGAAGACCUUGGGGAGAACAGGGAGGGAACUACGUCGCCUACCAUUGAGAUUGUUGAUUAA
Molecule: messenger RNA, 2883 nt
Organism: Annulohypoxylon truncatum
Lineage: Eukaryota; Fungi; Ascomycota; Sordariomycetes; Xylariales; Hypoxylaceae
Exons: 2
Coding region: 1-2883 (960 amino acids)
Source: RefSeq, a predicted model, not a curated record